Molecule: messenger RNA, 977 nt
Organism: Thamnophis sirtalis
Lineage: Eukaryota; Metazoa; Chordata; Lepidosauria; Squamata; Natricidae
Source: RefSeq, a predicted model, not a curated record
GUGCUGCGGCUGGCCCAGCUGAUCGGCCAGGCCCAGCAAUCAGCCAGGUCCCUCUCAGACCGUUCAGCGGAGGCCGGCCCCAGCCACUCCUUCCUCUCCUGGUUCUGGUUUGGUUCAAGUGACUUGAACGGCUCCUACCUGGGGAACGACAUGGACGAAAUGGGGCAAGAGAGUAUACGAAAAACGGACGAAUACUUGGAGAAAGCCCUGGAAUAUUUAUGUCAGAUAUUUCGGUUGAACGAAGCCCAGCUGAGCCAGCUGAUCCUGAACAGGGGAGGGGCUGCAGAGGAGAAUGGGAAGAUGCUGCUGCCAGACUGCAUUGAGGAUGAAGAUGGGCUAACGCUCACACCUCUUGGGAGAUACCAGAUCAUCAACGGCCUGCGCAAAUUCCAGAUAGAGUACCAGGGCGAUUCAGAGCUUCAGCCAAUCCGAAGUUACGAAAGCACCACCCUGGUCCGGCUGCUUUUCCGUCUGUCUUUGGCCAUUAAUGAACGCUUUGGAAGUCAGAUGGAGAGGCUCUGUGCCAGAGAAGAUUUCCUUGGCGGUUUCUGCCGGUAUCAUCUUACCAACCCGUCUCUGGUGGCCAAUUCCCAGCGCAGCACACACACCAAGUGGCAUUCGGGGCGGAUUCAGCAGCCCAGAGUCAGCUUGAGGUUUCUGGCCAGCUACAGGACUCUCUUCUCCAUCCUGAUAGUUUACGUCAUGGCCGCCUGGUUCUGCCUUGGGCCAGUGGCCUGCACCUUCGUGCUCUUCUUGGUAUACCUUCUCUUUGCCUGUGUGAUGACUGUCUUGACUGAGAAAAGGCAGUUUCAUUGACAGCAAAAGUUGCCCAAGUAAGCCCUGUCUUCAUCUGGGGGUAGACUCUCCUCGGGGCUGAAGGUCUUUUAAAUCACUCACUGUGUGUGUAAUUCUAUGCCUGUCAGACUGUUGCUGUUUAUACAUUCUAUUUUGAUAAAAGUUUUUUUUAAAUAAGAAAA